Messenger RNA from Aricia agestis (brown argus), 837 nucleotides. RefSeq names its product polyribonucleotide nucleotidyltransferase. The transcript is spliced from 4 exons. Bases 159 to 713 code for a protein of 184 amino acids. The record is from RefSeq and is a predicted model, not a curated record. NCBI's taxonomy places the organism in Eukaryota, Metazoa, Arthropoda, Insecta, Lepidoptera, Lycaenidae.
GCCGCUCGCAGGCAAACUACAGCGGACAUCGAUGUACAAACACUCAUUUAUCAAUUAAAACCACUUCAUAUCAAUAUAAAUAUUAUCAAUUAGGUUCUAUAAGGGUAGUAGUAGUGGUAUUUUGAGUAGUUUGGUUGUAUUUACCGCGUGUUGUGAAAAUGUGGUGGAUUCUCCGACGAGCGCGGCUGACCGGCGCGUCGCUGUUCAGCCAGGCGACCGGCACCAACAACAACAACAACAAUAAAACAGAUUCGAGGCCGCAGCGAAAGGAUUACAACCAGCUGUCGUCAAACGAGAAGUUAGAUAACAGGCAGACAGACGACGUGAACUACAUCGAGGAGCCUGAAGUUGACUCGGACGAGAGUAGCACCGACUUGGACGAGCGAGACACGCGCGGAGUGUGCCCGCCCUGCGCGCAUGAUCGAUAUAACAACAACAUUCACAGGCACUCCCAUGAUGAUUUUAGCGACGAUACCGAUUACGACGAGGCGUUAACGUGCAACGUUUGCGACCGGGCCUUCUCCACACGGCGCCAGCUGAGCGACCACCAGCAGAAGAAAAGACAUUUCGGGUGCAGCGCAUGCGAUAGUCUAUUUCCGUCUCGAAUGGCGUUGGAGCACCACAAGGAGGAGUUCGCGCACUGGAGCGACAGCGGGGACAGCGACAGCUCCGACCCCGACCCGCCGGCCGAAGACCGCCACCGUCUGCUCUAAUGCCACCACCUCAUUGUUGCCGGCGACCGCCCCGCUAGUCUCGGCACCUUUGUGUAGCCCCCGCCCACCCACGAGGCUGGUUAGUGUCGCGCCGCUCGAUACAGGAGGCCUACUACGAAACUGU